Messenger RNA from Didymodactylos carnosus, 789 nucleotides. Lineage: Eukaryota; Metazoa; Rotifera; Eurotatoria; Philodinida; Philodinidae. The record is from the annotation of a GenBank genome assembly.
AUGUUGAAUAAUCUAGAAUCCGAUGAAGGAAUACUCAAAUCAUCAAAAUAUCAUUUGAAGGAUAUAAUAACUGCUGUUAUAAAUUCAUCGACUUUUAUUGAUACGUUGACUCAACAAAUGCAAACAAUAUUUGAUGGACUAAAUAUACGUAUUAAUGAACAAGAUGAACAUAUGAAAAGGCUAACAAAAAAAAUUGAUGAAUUAGAUAAUGUUGUGAUUAAACAGAGUGAAAUGAUUGCGGUAAUGAAAGCAUGUUCAGAAAAAAUUCAAAAGGAAGAAACUGGUUUCAAAGAUAAAUUAAAUCAUGUAGAACAAUAUGAUAGAAGGCUUAACUUGCGUAUUUUUGGUAUACCAGAAAAAUCUCAAGAUUCAACUGAUGUCAUUGUGCUAGAUUUAGCUCGGAAAUUAGACAUUCCAAUUGGUGUGGCUGAUUUAUCACGUUCACAUCGAGUUGGACCAUUGAUUUCAUUCAGACAAGAACAAAAGAAUAAGAGUCAAAGUGAAAAAAUUAAACAUCGGGCACUACUUGUUAGAUUUACAUCUUAUAGAGCAAGAGAAGAUUUUUAUUCAAAUCGUACACUUUUAAAUCAAGUUGAUUGCUCAAAUGUUAUUAUAAGAGAAGACUUAACAAAAGAUAAUUUAAAUUUGUUGAAAUAUGCUCAAUCACAGUUGAAGAAUGUUUAUUUAUAUACAAAAGAUGGUAUGCCUUUCUAUUAUUCAUAUCAGACGAAUAAACCAGUCUUUUUGAGAUCUCUAAGUGAUGUAGAUAAGGCGAGCCAAACAGCAUGA